Penicillium canariense is the source of this 1707-nucleotide messenger RNA. Its product is annotated as serine/threonine-protein kinase RIO1. The record is from RefSeq and is a predicted model, not a curated record. Gene Ontology annotation, molecular function: protein serine/threonine kinase activity; ATP binding. The transcript has a single exon. Gene Ontology annotation, biological process: maturation of SSU-rRNA. The coding region runs from base 1 to 1707 and encodes 568 amino acids. Gene Ontology annotation, cellular component: cytosol; preribosome, small subunit precursor. NCBI's taxonomy places the organism in Eukaryota, Fungi, Ascomycota, Eurotiomycetes, Eurotiales, Aspergillaceae.
AUGAGCGCUUCUCAAACGCCUGCUGGGGCAACUUGCCCAGCUGAUGGCCUUCAGCCGUCCCAUACCUAUGUGCCAAACCAGGGAUAUGUGAACCCUGAGGGUGCAAUUCCAGCCGUGGCGGGGCAGGAACCCACCGACCAGGAAGAGGGCGAAGAGGAGGAUGAAUACUACGACGAUAUUUUCCAAGAGGAGCAAUUGGACCAGGAGGAUUUCCAGUCAUCCGAUCCCGCAGAUCUUACAAAGGCCUACAACCGCCAGCGAAAAUUGAACGAUCUCGCCGCCGAUCCCAAUAACCCCAGGUGGUCCUACCCCAAGACCAACACUCAGAAGCCGACAGUCAACACGUAUGCCUCCGUCGAUGACCAGGUCAAGUCUCUUACGCGACAUGCCGCGAAGAUCAAGCUGGAUGACCAACAAUCUGGUUUGUCUGGCGGUGGUGGACGUGGUGCAGAUCGGGCGGACCGCGCUACUUCAGAACAGGUGCUGGACCCCCGUACUCGCAUGAUCCUGUUGCAGAUGAUUAAUCGAGGACUCGUGUCGGAAAUUCACGGUUGUUUGUCGACUGGUAAGGAGGCAAACGUCUACCAUGCCAUGUCGUUCCCAGAUGAAGACCAUGAGGCUGCCCCGCAGCACCGUGCGAUCAAAGUUUAUAAGACCAGUAUUCUGGUCUUCAAGGAUCGUGACAAGUACGUGACUGGUGAAUUCCGAUUCCGUCAAGGAUACAACAAGAGCAACAACCGGGCAAUGGUAAAGCUUUGGGCUGAGAAGGAAAUGCGCAACCUGCGGAGAAUAUAUGCCGCCGGCAUUCCUUGUCCUGAGCCCAUCUACCUCCGUCUACACGUGCUUGUCAUGGGCUUCAUCGGCAGCUCGAAGGGAUUGGCCGCUCCCCGACUGAAGGAUGUUGAGUUUGAUAUUCCCGAGCCCGAGACCCGCUGGCGCGCUCUGUACAUGGAGUUGCUAGGCUGCAUGCGCGUGAUGUAUCAGACCUGUCGCCUCGUGCACGCUGAUCUGAGCGAGUACAACAUUCUUUAUCACAAGCAACGCCUGUACAUCAUUGAUGUCAGUCAGAGUGUUGAGCAUGACCACCCUCGAAGCUUGGAGUUCCUUCGUAUGGAUAUCAAGAACGUGAGCGACUACUUCCGUCGUAAGGGCGUUGAUACCCUACCUGAGCGUACGGUUUUCCAGUUCCUUCUAUCUCCAGAGGGUCCGAAAGACAUGACGCAAGGCAAUGAGGAGAUGUUUGAAGCAAUUGAGAAGCUUUUCGCUGCUCGUGUAGAGGGCGGUGACCAGGAGGCUGAGGAGCUCGAUACCGCUGUUUUCCGACAGCAGUAUAUCCCUCAGACCCUCGAGCAAGUGUAUGAUAUGGAACGUGAUGCCGAAAAGAUUCGGGAUGGCUCGGGUGCCGACCUGGUCUACGGAGAUCUACUGGCAACUGGCAAAGCCAAGCCUGCCAAUGCCGAUGCUGAUGAAGAGUCCGAUACCAGUGGCGGUGUGUCUGUAUCAGGCUCUGAAUCGGGUGACGACGAGGAGGGUGCUGAGCAUGAUCCCUUCGCGAAGAAGGCUCCCCGUGGCAAACGCUUCGAGGACAAGGACGAGAAGCGCGAGCACAAGGCCAAGGUCAAGGAAGAGAAGCGCGAGCAACGCGCCAACAAGAUGCCAAAGCACCUCAAGAAGCGUCUAGUCUCAUCUUCCCGAAAGAAGAAGUAG